UGGCUUUAAUUCAUUUGUUUUUUAAUAAUCAGUAUACGGUUAGAAAGUGCAAAUUUUGUUGCAUCUUGUGAUAUAUAGAUCAUAAAUAUAAAAUGAAAUCAAGUAGGCAAAACGUAUCUUACAAAAAAAUAUACUAUUUUUUACUGUGUACAAAUUUGAGAUAAGAGCAAAACUAAUUUUAUUUUUACUUUAUCUGUUUUUACAUUUUGAUACAUCGACGCUCAGUUAUCGGUUUAAUAUUUAUAAACUUAUUCUCAUAAACACGUCUAUCUAAAUAAAUGAUUAUUAUUUUCUUAUAUUAUUUAUCAAAAUUCUGAUAAGAACUUCAACAUGAAGCUGGAUCAUAUUUUCUCAUGUUCUGAAUUGUGGUUCAAAAAAACAUUGAGCUUUCUUUUUGUUUCAUAUGUCUUUUCUUUUCUAUCCUCUCUUCUUUUGUCGACAUGUAUGUACUGAAUCAAACUUGAACAUAUAUAUGUAUAUAUGCCGAUUUCCAUCAAAAAAUGGAAAAGUUUACAUGUUCACGUGCCACAUUAUUUUUUAUGUUCAAUGUUUACAUUCAUUAACAUGAAACAAUAUAACAAAUAUACCAGCAUUUUCAAACACAACGUCUUAGAAGAAUAUCGUCGUGGAGUUUACGGGUUUGGAUUCAAAUCUUUAGCCAGAAGAUUCAAGAUAAAAGGUGGUCAUAAAGUGAUUAUGAAUUGGUAUCGGCAAUGGGAUGGUACUGUACAAUCAUUAAAUACAAGAUCAAAAGGUGGUCGACCACGUACAAUGACAAAGAAUGAAGUUAAACAGUAUAUAUUAGGAUUUGUAACUAAGAUGAAUAAACAAUUUAAACCAGUGAAUUAUCGAAUAGUACAAGCAAAUGUUGAAUCAUUAGUAAACAAGAAGGUGCCAUUAAGUACCAUUCAAAGAUAUGGUAAAGAAGAAUGUGGUCUUAGAUGGAGAAAAACACAUGAAUUAACAUCACGUGAUGUUGAUAAUCAACAUUGGAAUAAUAUAGCAAAAUUCCGAAGAUUUUUGCAAAGAAUUGGUAAUGAUAGAUUAGUAUUUAUCGAUGAAAUCGCAAUUUAUGCAAUAAUGCUACCUUGUCAUACACUUGUUGCUCCUGGACAAGAACCAUUAGUUAUUGUUGAAAAACCAUCAGCUUAUGCUGAACGUUAUGAUUUUAUUGGAGCAAUUAAUGGAUCUCAAGCUAUAUCUUGUAUGAUUUUAACACCUACUGAUCGAAAAGCGAGAAAUAUUGAUGGUGUUCGAAAAGAGAUUGUCAAUGAAUGGAUUAUCAAUGAAUUAGCUCCUGCAAUAAAUCGAUUAUCUGUUAAUAAUAUUUAUCUUAUAUGUGAUAAAAGCCGUGCUCAUAAUAGACAAUGUAUGAUUGAAGCAUUGAAAGCUGGUAAAUGUAAAUCGGUCUUGGACGUUUGUUAUAUGCCAACAGCAUCCGCAAAAUACAUAUCACCAUUAGAUAAUCCAAUUUGGCAUAAAUAUAGAGAAGUCAUUAGAAGUCAAUAUCCGAUUACAACAACAAAUCUUCCAUCAAUACUUUCACAAACGUUUUUCUCUUUAACAAAAGAAGAGAUCGGAAAUGCAUAUCGUAAAUGUGCUAUUACACGUGGAGCUAAUGUUUUUUAUGAUCAACCAUCUAUGUAA
This is a messenger RNA of Rotaria sp. Silwood1, 1647 nucleotides long. NCBI's taxonomy places the organism in Eukaryota, Metazoa, Rotifera, Eurotatoria, Philodinida, Philodinidae. The record is from the annotation of a GenBank genome assembly.